UUUGAUGAUAAAAGCUAUGGUGUUUGCUCUAUCUUCUCCCGGCGUCGCCUUUCAACUUCACUCUCCGCCGUUGUCAUCGUCGUCAGAUUUAUCCGCCAAGAGAUUUCUGUUUUGGAAUCAGAACGCUAGUCCUUGCGUUCUGUCUCUUCCUAAUCAUCGUCCUUCUCGCUCUUUACUUGUUUUUGCUCGUGGGAAGAGCCGGAAGGGAUUCGCAGCUUCGUCUUCUUCUUCCCCGAAGAGGAACAAAAAGAAAAGUUUCGAGGGAGAUGAUAAUGGAGGAGGUGAGGAGGAGGAUGAUCCAUUUGAGGCACUUUUUAAUCUACUGGAAGAAGAUUUGAAUAAUGAUAAAGCGUCAAUAGAUGAUGAGGAGAUAAGCGAGGAAGACUUAGAUGCACUAGCAGCAGAGUUAGCUGAAGCAUUGGGUGGUGGUGAUGAUAUUGAUGGCAUCGACUUGUUCGGUUCAGCUACUGGCGAUGUUGUUGAUCAUGAGGAUGACGAUGACAGCGAGGAUGAUGACAUCGAAGAAGAUGAAAGACCUGCUAAGCUGAAGAAUUGGCAGCUUAGAAGAUUGGCUUAUGCAUUGAAAUCUGGACGCCGUAAAACUAGUAUUAAAAAUCUGGCAGCAGAGCUUUGUCUUGACAGGGCUUAUGUUAUUGAAUUGCUACGUGACCCGCCUCCGAAGCUUCUGAUGCUAAGCGCUACACUGCCAGAUGAAAAAUCGCCUGUAAGAGCACCUGAAAACUCAUCACCUGAUCCAAUUCCUGUGGAUUCAUCUGAAGAUGUUGUUGCGGUCGAACCUGAGGAAAAAGUAAAAGACGAAGCAGUCCAUGUGAUGCAACAGAGAUGGUCUGCUCAGAAAAGAGUGAAGAAAGCUCACAUUGAAACACUAGAAAAAGUUUACAGAAGAUCAAAACGACCCACUAAUGCUGUGGUUAGCAGCAUUGUUCAAGUGACAAAUCUUCCGAGGAAGCGAGUUUUGAAGUGGUUCGAAGAUAGACGAGCAGAGGACGGGGUUCCAGAGAAGCGAGCUCCAUAUCAAGCUCCGGUUUGAUUCAAUGUUAUAGCGAGAUGGGCAAUGAGUUGCUUUCAGAUCAACAUAGUCAUCAAGGACAUUUUUUGGUUAUAAGAGGUGUGUUCAAUGUUCAUAUUUUGUAGAUUCAAUCGAAUGGUGGGGCUUAUAUGUUAAGCUAAGAGUUUAUAGGAUUCUUAGAUUUCAUUUUCUGGUUUAUCUUUACUGAAAUUUUAUGUCCAAUUUUCCAAGUAAUGUGUAAUAAACUGAUAUAUCAGUUUCAUAUGUAAACAGUUUUUUUUUUUUCGUU
This is a messenger RNA of Eutrema salsugineum, 1319 nucleotides long. Its product is annotated as protein OVEREXPRESSOR OF CATIONIC PEROXIDASE 3. Gene Ontology annotation, biological process: regulation of transcription by RNA polymerase II. Lineage: Eukaryota; Viridiplantae; Streptophyta; Magnoliopsida; Brassicales; Brassicaceae. Gene Ontology annotation, cellular component: nucleus. The record is from RefSeq and is a predicted model, not a curated record. Gene Ontology annotation, molecular function: DNA binding; DNA-binding transcription factor activity, RNA polymerase II-specific. The coding region runs from base 5 to 1051 and encodes 348 amino acids. The transcript has 4 exons.